AUGGGGACAGAAAUAUUUAGGAACCCUUCCAACCCCUGGAACCACGGUAACAAGGACAACAAUGUCGCCGCUGGAUCCCAAUGCGAAGUAUCGUGUUGCGACGCGCGUUACACAGCCACAGGUGACCGUACCUUCCUGAACACUGCGACAAAACGAUAUUUUGAUGCACCGAGAAAGAGUGGCUUAGCUUAUGCUGCGCUCAAAGUCACGAAGUUCUACGACAAGAAAAACAUCUUGGAAUACACGGAAACGGCAAUUCGAUUCGUGCACAUCAAGAACGCACUCAAGAAAGUGAUCCCUUCGGACUAUCCUGGGCUGAACUUGACUUCUGAGACUCUUGUCAUGCGAGACUUUCUGCAGUGCGUAUAUUUCUAUCACCGAGAGAUACGCGAAUAUGGCGAAGCACUCAAAGAUGAAGAAGCGGCUCGUCAUGUCAACCUUGCUUUAGAACAUCUUUACCAUAGCUUAGGCCACAGCAUCGAAAGUUUUCGCGAAAACGUCGAGGAAAACUUAGAAGACCCAGAGCGCGAGCCAGUUUUGGACUUUGAAGGCCUAUGGAUGGCGUUCUGCCCUGGAGAUCUUGUUGCAGUGAAGCAACACAACAAGCACUACGUCUACCAGGUAGAGAAAACGGAAUACGCCGACUCGUUGUUCCACUGCCCUUACCUCGACCUCAGGCUGCGCUCAUUAUACUGUAAUGGAGAUCAUGUUGGCUUUGCCAAUACACAUGAGAUUAUCUCGAAGAGGACGUGCUAUGGAUUCACACCUCUUCUGGACCUUCCGGUUCUUCCGCUCAGAUGGCUGCAAAAGGCUCAACGGGAGCACAUCUUGAGCGAAGCCAAAAUUAGGGGAGAACGAUUCAUCCUUCUGUCGACCGGGAUUCAUCACUGCGACUAUGACGGCCUCGCUGAUGUGAUAAAUUUCGAGCGAGAUGGAGACGGCGAUCCGGUUCCCCCUAUGACCCGCUCGAUCACUGGAAGAGUCAUCAUUGACAGCAACAAAUUCGCCAAAUCGUGCCCGGACUAUGUUCGAGAUCUAAGAAGCGAUCGCCCUCAGUAUCGCAUCGGGGAAUUAGAUGAGAACGAUAUCCCAGAGAAGGAUAUGCUUACCGCAAGCGGUGUACUACUAGGAUUCUCACUAGCUCGCAAGAGUUGGGCCAAGUUCGAUAUCGAUUACUGCCAAACUGUGCGUUACAACCAGCAUGCUUUUGGUAAGCUGGUUCUACCAAAACCACAGAAAGACAUGAUACGAUCCCUAGUAACUGCGCAUAAAAAUGGGAGCAUGGGUUUCGACGAUAUAAUCGAGGGAAAAGGCAAGGGCAUGACGCUGCUCCUCCACGGAACACCCGGUGUCGGCAAGACACUAACAGCCGAAAGCGUGGCGGAACACGCCAAGAAGCCGUUAUAUUCUGUCACGGCGGCGGAGUUCGCGGAGAAGGUUUCGGUAACGGAGAGAAAACUCAACGACGUGUUUGAUCUUGCCGCUCAUUGGGAUGCCGUACUUCUCAUCGAUGAGGCUGACGUCAUCCUCACGAGAAGAACAUAUGCCGAAGUGGAACGAAAUGCGGUAGUUGCUGGGGACAAGGCAGAUGAAUUCCUGAAUGAUACCAUUCUCGAAGAGAUCUCUGCCUAUGAGUUCGAUGGCCGCAUGAUCAAGAAUGCCGUCCGUAUGGCACACGCUGUGGCCACUGACGAGGGUGCUGAUAUCAACGUAUCUCAUAUGCGUAAGGCAAUUCAGUCACUGCAAGACUUUAAGCAGGAUAUGGAGGAGGCGGAUAGAGAGGAAGCAGAAGACGCUCAAGGCGACUUCAAUGCUUGUACCACAUCGAGCUCUCGGAAGCGUAAGCGAACGUCUUCACCGGCCGCUGAUCUGUAG
Alternaria novae-zelandiae is the source of this 1875-nucleotide messenger RNA. RefSeq lists its product as uncharacterized. Gene Ontology annotation, molecular function: ATP binding; ATP hydrolysis activity. The transcript is spliced from 4 exons. The record is from RefSeq and is a predicted model, not a curated record. The coding region runs from base 1 to 1875 and encodes 624 amino acids. Lineage: Eukaryota; Fungi; Ascomycota; Dothideomycetes; Pleosporales; Pleosporaceae.